GCAUUAGAGUAGUGUAGCAUGUUACUGCUUUUGGUUAAUUUUAUUCUGCUGCAUAGCCUGUCUUUGCUACUACUGUUGUUAUAUUUACGUGCAAUCCUAUGGCCAUGGUCAUGGGUGGACGACGCACAGGCAGAGAGAGUAGAGCAGAGAGGCAGAUAUCGCUAUAUCAGACCCCGUGCUCCCUCCCACCGCUGUACACACCGGCCGGGGAUAUAUGGGGAGUUGUCCGAAAUACUCCACGGCCGUACGUCCAGCCAGCCACGGAAAUGUUACUGCAAUGCGCCAAUGCAUGCGUUGUCACGGCGUCCAGCUAGCUUUUUCGAGGCCAUGCGAAAACGACGUGCCCCGAUCGAGGAUUUUCCACGGGGAGCUAGCGUGCGAGGCGAUCGAUCAUGGACAGACCGCGGUGCUCGUGUUAAUUGGGUUUCGCCGUCGGCGUCUCAUCACUACUCCCACAGCGAUCGAUCGCGCACGAAACGUACCUGCGCUCGCGGAAGGAUCGCCGCCUUCUUUUUAUUUGCUGCUGUUGCGGGUGGCCCGGGACCGACGGCGACGUGCGGCGGCAAAUGGCGACCCGCGGGCGUCACGUACGUACGCAGCCUGUUCGGCUGCUCCACCACCACCAGCUCGACCAGUGACGUGACGGCGCCGGCGGCGAGAGCGUGAGAUGGUCAUGUACUCAUGUAUAAUUGGGAACAGCGCAAACCUCUUUUUACCGGAGGGGAUAUGUGCCGGAGCGGCAUCCACCGUUGGCAUUGUUUGCGAUUCGUGCUUUUCGAUGGUCCACACGUUUGUAUAUGAGUGUAUUCAUCUGCCCGGGCCGCUGUAUUGAUCAUUACGUCCUAUCAAUGGUUGGCCCCAUUUAUUAUUAACUCCUUUUCUUUACCCCCCUAGUCCUCACCCACCCCCCGCAAACCUAUCUUCUUCUUCCAUCGGUUUCCAUGAUUCAUCCGCCGCCUGGCCGCGUUCUUCGCGGCUGAACUGUUGAUUUCUUCCCCGUCGCCUCGGCCGCCGGCCCGCGUAUUUUGGCGGCUCACCUGUCGCUUUUCUUCCCCUCCGACUGACCUACUUCCGCCGCCCUCAUUAGUUCGUAAAGAUGACUAAUUCUGCACGCCGUCGCCGGAAAUCUCCAACCUUUGAGACAACUAACUCUGAUGAAAGCUGUAGCGUCGACAUGAGUGAUACUGAUGUUUCCUCUCAAUCAAAAUCAACCAGGAAUAGCCGUAGAAGAUCUCCGAAGAAACUUAAGAGAGCAGCUUCCCCCGAAGUUAAGCAGACAAUCAACUGGAAAUGUGAUCCAAACAAGAUACGCGCCAUUAUAAAAAAACUAUGUCCAGAAUAGCUACAAUGGAUAGAAGAAUUGGGAUUUGGAUCACUCAUUCACAUGAUUGAGUGCAAGUUACCCAGAAAGCUAACUAUAUGGCUGAUGAAAAGAGUAGACUGCGACAGCAAGUGUCUAGUAUUCAGAAACAGGAAGGUUUCUAUAGUACAAGUUGUUGAAAACCUGUUGAAGUUACCUGCUCUUGACAAAGCAGUUCCAAUGCCCCGUCCAGGUAGGGUUCGUGACAAACCUUUCAGAGGUAAAACUGAAUUCAAGUCUGCUACGGCCGGAAGAGGAGAAUCACUCAAGGAAGCGACAGACAAGAUGUUAACGUACAAAGAGGAGAAAGACAAGGACAAGUUUUGCUUGUGUUUCAUGCAAGUCAUUCUUUGCGCCUACUUAGCUCCGACGACUGGUUACCAAAUUAAUAGAAGUUACCUGCUAGGAGCUUUGAAGGACUUGAGCGACAUCCCUCGUAUGAAUUGGUGUCGUUUUGCUGCUGAGUACCUUAUCGAGGCAAUCCGUGAAUCAAGGAAAAACAAAGUGCCCAACUUGAAUGUCGGUGGAUGUGUACAUAUUCUACAUCUCAUAUAUGUGGAUCUACUUCAAUCACAUUUAGUCAAAAUACCUCUGGGUUACCCAAGGAUUAAAUAUGUGGGUUCAGCAGUACUGGAACAAAUAGAUCAUACUGGAAAAAAGAAGACACAAGACCAUUGCAAGUUGUUUGAGAGCUUACUGGACGAUGAAAAGUUAGCAAUGUUCCCUACUGCAGAAGACCAUAAUGAUGAUCUUGAUGAUCACGAAAAAUCUACACAUUCCACCCCACCAGUAACAGCUAAUAUAAGUACUGUACCUGGCCAGGAGAAAUAUAAACUUCGUCCACAAGUAGUACAAUAUAAACUUCGUCCACAAGUAGUACAAGUUUCUAAAAAGCGCCUGUCACAUCAACCUACAGAUGAGAAUUUGAUCAAACGAAUAAAGAUUCUUGAAGACCAGUACACAGCCGAUCGACAAAGGUUGAUAACUGUGUCUGAACGAAAGCUUCAAAACAAACUGCAACAGCUUCAAAUUAAGAAAACCAAGGAAAUGGCAGCCUUGGUCCAGGAAGAGAUUCAGAAGGCUAUGUUGCCGAUGAUUGAUGAUGCAUGUCCAGGAAGUUCUCUACACAAUGAUGAUGCAACUUUGACGAAACGAACUGUAGGAACACAAAGUCCAUGUCACUCUAAUCUAGAUGAAGCUGUUCUCAAUUCUUCCCGGUCUGCUCAACUGGUUCACGAAACUAGCACUCAUGUUGAUGUCAUCCAGCAGUUGACAGCCGGAACACCGGCAUCUCCAACCUUCAUGAAUGAAACUCUAGAAAUUGGUACUCAUGAAUCAGAACCAGGAACCAAUUUUGUGAACAUUGAAGGUGUUGAAGCUGACAACUUCCAUCCUGCUUCGCCAAUGCUUGCUCAGAUUACUCAGUACGAGCCUUCUUCUAAAGAAUUGACUACCACAACAACCGCCUUAGAAAGACAAGAGACUUCUGUUGCCAAUGUGGUACCGUCAUCAAAUAAUUCUGCUUCUACACAUCCCCCAGAAUUAGUCUCUGCAGUCAUCGUUCCCACAACUGCAAUUGUUAUUCCCAACAUUGUUGUAGACCAAGUCCAGUCACAUUCUGUUCAAACUGAGAGAAGCAACAUGCCAAGUGAAGAUUCAUCAAUAAUGAAGUUUGUUGGUACUGAUGGUCAAGCGGAUAGUGCUUUUCUUCUACCUGUUACCAGUGCUCAUAAUGUGCUUGGACAUGGCAACCAAGGGGAUCAGCCAGAGAGUAAUGCAUUUGUUGUUCAACAUCCACAACAGGAUUCAUCCAAAGAUGUUUUGCAUGAAGUAGGUAAUACCGUUACUACGGCACCAACUGCUGAUGGAAUUCAAGAUAUUGCCUUCAUUGAUCCAAAAACAACAAAACCUUCAUCUCAAAUAGAUGUUUCUGAUGCACAGAAAGCUACCAAGAAUCAUAGUUUCCCACACAAUCCUGCAUCAGAUGUUGUUCAACUACAACAUACAGACAAGACGACACUUGAAGAUGGCAUUGAGAAACAAUUGAAUGAUCAUUUGGAAAAUCUUGAUGUCAGCAAAAUUGAUAUUCUAUCGACGAAAGAUUGAAAUUGCUGAUACUGAUUCCACUUCAAAAGAUGUUCCAAAUAUUUCUUCCCCACCUUUAUCCAUACAAAUAGUAGGUGAUGUAUCAAUUAUGUCAGUCAGUCAGAUGACCAGGGAAUAUGAUAAGAUGAAUGUACCAGCGGGUGCUACUAUUCAUACUACCCAACAUAAUGCUGCAUCUACGCUCCAGGAAGUCUCAAGAAUUGAAGAUAAUCAGCCUAUUGUUUUGAAGCCUAUUGUUUUGGAAACUUCUGUUCUGCCCGACCAUAGCUCCUCCAGUUUGGAUGUUUUGCAGAUAGACCCUUCUAAGUUACCUGAUGAUAUGCUAAAACCAAGCACUGUACCCUCAGAUAUCACAUUGCAAAUUGGUCAAACCUCACCAAAGGAAUCCUCAGCACUGCAAGAUUCUGAUAAAAAAAUACUAGACAAAUGUGUGGAAAUGAUUCUAUGUAUGACACCGAAUCCAGCACCUGCAAAUGAUAACAACGAAUCACUAAGUCUUGCUAUCAAUGAAGUGCUCAGUGAAAACUUAGAACAAACUCUUGCAUUAGCAGAAAUACAGACUCAGUGCACUGCAGGAGACAUAGAAUCAUCAUCUUGUCAGUCUACACAAGAAGAUGUUGCAAACGUUGCCCAAAUGGAUAUAACUGCAAAAAAACAAGAUGAAUCCCAAGAACAUCCUUCCGACAAUUCAUCUGCCCGAGUAAGUUCUGAGUGCACCAAAGAUGAUGAUAUAUCUAAAGUGGGCAAGCAAGAUACAGACUCUCAUACUUCUUAUUUAACUCCUAGACACAGCUUCAGAGAUAUAGAGAUAGUUCACAUAGCCGAUGAACCUUCAUCUCCUAAAACAAUUGAUUGUGACCACAUCUCUAAGCUUGCUGAGCCAUUACCAGAUGGAGAAUGUUUUGAUUAUGCUGGUAGCAUAAAUCCUUCUAUGAAGAUGAGAAAACAGCGUUAUCAGAAGAAAGAGGAGAUCGUCGAAGGUAUAUCUGAGCUCAUAAAGAAGAAGCAAUAUCCGGUGAAGAAGUUGAACGACCUGUACAAUACUCUUGUCGCCUGUAGCAAGUUCCGAGGUUUACGUAAGACACGACGACGCAACGAUAAUGACACAGGUGGUACCAAGAUAAGGAUAGGUCCAGCUUCUGUAACAGAAAGAGAGUUAGUAUAAUGCCUAAUGCCAAAAGGAAAGAUGUGCAAAAAUAUGAUGUGGUUACUGUCCGUGGCACUUAUGUAUGAUUGGGGAUCAAAGACCAAGAUUAUAUUGGACCAGACUAUUAUAACCGAAUUGCUAAAAAAAGGAAAUAAAUGCAACCAUGCAUAUCUCUGCAAGAAGCUUAGAAAGUUGCCACUUCAAAAUGUUGAGCAGCUAUUUCUGCCUACACUAUCAGACAACCAUUGGAUUCUGGCUGUCAUUAACCUCACGCAAAACACAAUUGAAAUUUAUGACUCUAACUUAGAAGUCAAAGAAGGUGAACACCAGCACAGGGUUAUGUUGGAGAACAUGGCCAGAAAUCUCCAAAAAUCAUUGAAUGAUUGUCUCCACAAGAGUGCUUUCGCAUUUACUGAUUUCCCAAUGAAGUAUUGUUCUACUGGAAAACAAACAAACAAUGAUGACUGUAGUUUUUGGGUUCUUAAAGUCCUUCUGUGUCACAAUGGCAAAGAGCUCAUUGGAAAUUACAAGUGGGCAAUGGAUGUCUUCAGGAAGGAAAUAUGCUAUAUCCUUGUUUACCACCGCUUCAAUGAUCUCAAUCCAAGGAGGCCUGAGAUUAAGAAGAUAGCAUCCGCCGUGAAGACAACAACAGACUGAUUCCUCCACCGCGUUGUUGCCUAUGUAGCCUUCGCUACGUACUGCAAGUUAUUUCAUAUGAUGUACUAGUUUCAUCUGAAAUGAACAAUGUUCAUUCCGUGCAAUCGUCGUUAUGUAUGGUACUUUUAAACUAUUAAGGUUAUUCCCUGCUUUAUAACCAAUGUUUGUAUUGCCAGUAUGUAAGGAAAUGACAGCACAACUUCUUGCUGUCUUCUAAUCACUUUAUGUAUCUCAUAUUUCCUCUA
Triticum urartu is the source of this 5515-nucleotide messenger RNA. RefSeq lists its product as uncharacterized. NCBI's taxonomy places the organism in Eukaryota, Viridiplantae, Streptophyta, Magnoliopsida, Poales, Poaceae. The record is from RefSeq and is a predicted model, not a curated record.